Messenger RNA from Megalops cyprinoides (Indo-Pacific tarpon), 3250 nucleotides. RefSeq names its product coiled-coil domain containing 28B (gene ccdc28b). The transcript is spliced from 6 exons. The record is from RefSeq and is a predicted model, not a curated record. Lineage: Eukaryota; Metazoa; Chordata; Actinopteri; Elopiformes; Megalopidae. Bases 125 to 763 code for a protein of 212 amino acids.
AACGACGCAUUCGGAAGUAAAAGUGACAGCAAUAAAUCGGCUAAUAUUGAAGCGGUGGCCAGCUUUAUUAUUUUGACGAUUUGUGCAUCAGUCUUCACGUGUGGACAGACCUACAGUUGGACACAUGGAGGACAAGCGCAAGAAGAGGAGCCCCAAGGUGUCCCUCCCCCAACCCCCUCCUCCCCCCGUCAACCCUCGCAAGCUCUCCGUCCUCCCUGCCAGCAAGAGCGCCACCUUCUCCCUCAGCCUCCCCCAGCCACCUUCCCCGAAACCCAGGGGCAAGUUCAAGAGGUCAGUAGGAGCGGCUGGGCAGGCCAGAGACGUUCUCAGUGUAGCUGUUGUGCCGCCGAGGAACGCAAGGCCUCACAAGGAGAAGCCUCGUGCUCCCCAGCCCGCUGGCCCUAGUAAGGUGGCUCAGUCGUCUCCUUUGCAACACUCCUUCCUCACCGACGUCUCCGACGUGCGAGAGAUGGAGGGCGGCCUCCUCAACCUGCUCAACGACUUCCACUCCGGCAAGCUGCAGGCCUUUGGCAAGGUGUGCUCCUUUGAGCAGUUGGAGCAUGUGCGUGAGAUGCAGGAGAAAUUGGCACGUUUGCACUUCAGUCUGGACAGCCACGUGGAGGAACUCUCCGAGGACCAGAGGAAGUCUGCCUCUGACCGCAGCCUGGAGCACCUGCUCUGCAAUCUGGAAGAACUCAGCAGUUCCAUACAGAAAUUACACCUGGCUGAAAACCAAGACCUGCCCAAGACAUCAGCUCCCUGACAUAAAGAGCCUGGAUGACCAGUACCUAACCUAUUUAAGGAGAGGGUCCAUGGAGGAAAUGCGUCUUCUGUAGAGACAUGAAGUAAAGUUUACCAUGAUGAUGAUUCAACUGCAUGGGCAGUUAAUAAAGCUAGUAAGACAGUAAAUGGUAUAAAGCUUGAUCAAAAGCUCUUUUAAAGCACAAAUUCAUUCUACACAGGGUGAAAUUUAACUAUUAAUCUCACAGCUUCUGUCUGGAACACCAGUGUUUGUUUUCCAGUACUCACACAUUUGUUUAUGGUAUGUUUUAGUUAAUUAAAAUUUUAAUUGAAAUUCUGAUGUGUAUCCAUCGUUUGCAGCAGUAGAGCAACAGUAGGUGUUUGAAGUCAUCAGUCAAUAGAUGCUAGGACUGGUGGAUGAAGCAGGUUUUUUCCCUGAGUGUGUGUGUGCGUGUGUGUUUCUGUGUGAGUGUAACAUGCUGUUUUCUGUAGAAAAGUUAAGCCCGUUGUCAUCCUGUUCUCUCAUAUGUCACCAGAAGUAUGCAAGUUGGGAACAACAUUUCAUAGCUGGACCUUUUUCUUCAAUAAUCUUGCUAAUCAUAACGUCAGACCUUAGCACUGUUCAAUCUUGCCACCACAUUUUAAAGCCACACCAUAAGCUAACUCAAGACCAUCUCAGGACUGCUUUGGGUAGUUGUUUGGGCAGCUUUUUCUCAACAUACUUCAUAGCGGAUCCAAAGUGCCAGGUUUGGGGAUGAAUCAUGAUCAUUAUUUCUGUGCUCUAGAACUUCACUGCCCCUAAACCCUUUAAAAUGCAGUUUAUGUUUAGGAGGGAGUUCCUGUUAAUUUUUUUUAAAUAUAUAUCACAGUUCAUGUGACCUCUGUGAUGCAUCUCAGUUCAGAGGGAGAUCCUGUUGGUGUACGCACCCCUACGUUCUGUGGUCUCUGAUAUGUAUUUUGGUUCAGAUGAAUAUCCUGUUAGUAUCUGGGUCCUGGUUUGUGGGACUUGUAGGGUGUGCAGUGGGGUGGAUGAAGCUGAAGGUGAGGAAUGGCCGGCAGCUCUCUUAGAGUAUAUUCUUCCAGUUACUGCAGAAAGCAGGUGCAGAUGAAGUGAUGGCUUCUCUCUUCCAGGCACUAUUUAAGCUUGAGAGCUGUGGUGAGCUGUUAUGGUGGCAGUGAUACUGUUUUUAAUGUGCACUGAAUAUGUGAAAUUCAGUUAAAAUGAAAAAGUACUUAGUGCAUUUUAAGGGUGUGAAGAUUGAUAACCACUGGUGCUCUUUGGAAACAGGGGUAGAAGAUUUCAUAAAGAGAAUAAGAGUUCCAAGGGGCUCAUGUGGAUUAAGAGGUGUUUAUUUGCUUUGCGCUAGAACAUUUGAAUAAUCACUGGUGACCAAUGUUGACCACAGCUGUCUGUUUAUGUUGUCUUUUUAUUAAAUUUAUGGUUAAUUCCUUAAAUUAGGUGUGUCUUAGAAAUACGUCUUUCCAAAAAUAAACAUAAAUUGAUUGAACGUGUAUUGGUGAUUUGUGAGGAAAAAACAACCCACAGGACUAGAAAAAAAUUGACAUUGGCUGGCUCAUUAGAUGUGGUUGCUUACUCCCUGUCUGUAGUGCAUUAAAUAUUGAUCUGCCUUGGCUAUUUAUGGGCAGGCAUCAGAAAGGGCAACAGACGGCCCUGCCCCUGUGAGGAGAGCUUUUUUGCCAGCACAGAGCUUAUGCAUAUGCACAACCAAGCUAACAUGCUGUGAUAAAUAUCAUACAGUGUUGCUGUACUGAAGGCUUAUAGUGCUUAUGUUUUUUCCCCAGCAAGGGUAGAUACGGAGCAGACAAAUAACAAUGGAGGCCAUGACAUUUGUUUAUUUAAAAACAACAGGAACACAAAAGUAAAGGGCAUAUUUUAUAUAAUUUCACCUCUUGUCCAUCUUUGUAUUUACACAGACUUUGUAUUAGCAGUAAACUAAAAUAGAGAAAUCCUAUUGUUACAUUUAAUUAAGUAACGCAGCUAGAAAGCUUGAUAGGAAUAUAGCCAGAGAUGGUGGAAGUUAUAAUUAUCACCUGAGGCAGCUACCUUUCAUCAAUGAAAUACAUGUGACCCACUCAUUUAGCUGGCCCAGAUAUUCCCUGCCCUUUGGCAGUAUUGUUUGGCUGGAGUGCUUGCCAGGUAGAUGCACCAAUAGUAUGUUACAUUAUCAAAAAGGAGAAGUCACCAAGCAGUGUGGUCUUUUAUAUGCGAAAUUAUCAUGUUUAAAACGAGGCUAAACCAGUGAACGCCCUUAAAAGUCGACUUUUCCUUCAUUGGUACAUUAGAGAUGCAGCAUGACACAACACCUACCUCCAGUUUCCUUCUGCAUGCCUAAACCUGAGAAAAAGUGACCUCUGCCUAUUAUGACUUCCUCUGCAUCUCUGUAAAAGAAAUUAUAACCUUUGUACGAAUAUUUCAGAUUAUGCUAUUAGGUACUACAAACUGUAUUGCAUUUAACUGUUUUGUAUUUAUUCUCAUACAAUAAAAGAA